UCUAAGCAAAUUCCCAGUAUUCUCGAUAACGAUAGCCGGUUAAGUUCCAUCUUCAGAUCUGCGAGCAUUGUGUGCGAAAAAGCCAUUUGCGAUUUCAUUUCAUAUUGCAAGAUUGCGGAGGAGACCACAUCUUUGAUAUUGUUUGAAGCAAAUAGGAUCCCCGAAAAAGCAUAGAAAAAUGGAAGUCACUGAAGCGAAUUUACAGUUGCUGGCCGGUUAUUUGCAGCAGACUCUGAGCGCCGAUCCAAAUGUCCGCCGGCCGGCUGAAAAACUUUUGGAGUCCACGGAACUGCAGCAGAAUUACCCGAUUCUACUGCUUAACCUGAUAGACAAAGCUCAAAUGGACAUGACCACACGGGUGGCGGGCGCCAUUGCAUUUAAGAACUAUGUGAAGCGAAAUUGGGCAGCCCACCUGGACAGCGAUGGGCCGGAUCGCAUCCAUGAAAGUGAUAGAAACACAAUCAAGACGCUAAUCGUUACGCUGAUGCUCCACUCUCCGGUGGCGUUGCAAAAGCAAUUGAGCGACGCGGUCAGUAUUAUUGGCAAACAUGAUUUUCCGAAAAAAUGGCCGCAACUUAUAGACGAGAUGGUGGAAAGAUUUGCCUCUGGAGAUUUCAAUGUCAUCAAUGGCGUGUUGCAAACCGCACAUUCGCUUUUCAAGCGCUAUCGGUAUGAAUUUAAGUCACAGGAUCUAUGGGAGGAGAUAAAAUUCGUUCUGGACCGAAUGGCUAAGCCAUUGACAGACUUGCUUCAGGCCACAAUGCAGCUGACUAAGGUGCACGAGAAUAAUCCCGAGGCUCUGAAGGUCAUUUACGGAUCUCUGGUGCUGGUUAAUAAGGUGUUUUUCUCGCUGAACUCCCAGGACUUGCCUGAGUUCUUUGAGGAUAACAUGAACACCUGGAUGGGAGCAUUUAUCCAGCAAUUGGCCGUGGAUGUGCCGUCACUGCGAACCGGGGACGAUGAGGACGCGGGAGUUCUGGAGCAUCUGCGCACACAGGUCUGCGAAAAUAUUUGCCUGUACGCAAAGAAAUACGAUGAGGAGUUCAAGCCUUUUAUGGAACAGUUUGUGACGGCAGUCUGGGAGUUGCUGGUCAAAACCAGCCUGCAAACCAAAUACGAUGCGUUGGUUUCUCAUGCCCUCCAAUUCCUGUCUGUGGUAGCCGAGCGAAAGCAUUAUCAGACCAUUUUUGAGAAUCCAGAGAUACUUGCCCAGAUCUGCGAUAAAGUAGUCAUUCCAAAUUUGGACAUACGUCCAUCUGAUGAAGAAAUUUUCGAGGACAGUCCAGAGGAGUAUAUUCGGAGGGAUAUUGAAGGAUCAGACAUUGAUACUCGACGUCGUGCUGCUUGUGAUCUGGUAAAGACGUUAUCCGUUAACUUUGAGCAAAAGAUCUUUGGCAUCUUUGGCCAAUAUCUGGAAAUAUUGUUGACCAAAUACAAAGAGAAUCCGUCGGUUAAUUGGAGGUCAAAGGAUACAGCAAUUUAUCUGGUCACUUCGUGGGCGUCUCGAGGUGGAACUCAAAAGCAUGGAAUCACGCAGACUUCGGAGUUGGUCCCACUCCCGGAAUUUUGUGCGCAACAGAUUAUUCCAGAGCUGGAGAGACCCAACAUCAACGAAAUACCCGUUCUUAAGGCAGCAGCUAUUAAGUAUGUAAUGGUGUUUCGCAGUAUUUUGGGGCCGCAGGUCCUGGCCAACUGCCUGCCACACCUUAUCAGACAUCUUCCCGCCGAAAGCCCUGUGGUUCAUAGCUAUGCUGCCUGUUCCGUAGAGAAGAUCUUAACCAUGCGCGAUGCCAGUAAUGCAGUUGUGUUUGGUCCUCAAGUCCUGGGACCUCAUGCGACUGAACUCAUCAGCGGAUUGUUUGCUACUCUCUCACUGCCAGGAUCAGGAGAGAAUGAGUAUGUAAUGAAGGCUAUUAUGCGAAGUUUCGCAGUUUUACAAUCAGCUUCUAUGCCCUUCAUGGGAGUUGCCCUUCCCCGGCUCACCGAGAUUCUAACUCAAGUGGCCAAGAAUCCUUCGCGUCCUCAUUUUAAUCACUAUCUUUUUGAAACUCUGGCACUGUCUAUCAAGAUUGUUUGUCAAGCAGACGCUUCUGCUGUGAGCUCCUUUGAGGAGGCCUUGUUCCCUGUUUUCCAAGGCAUUUUGCAACAGGAUAUUAUCGAAUUUAUGCCCUACGUAUUCCAGAUGCUUUCCGUGCUGCUGGAAGUGCGUGAAAGCUCUGGUGCUAUACCGGAACCAUAUUGGGCAUUGUUUCCCUGCUUGUUAUCUCCAGCUCUGUGGGAUCGAACGGGCAAUGUCACACCAUUGAUUCGGCUUAUCUCAGCUUUCAUUAAGCAGGGUUCAGCUCAGAUUCAAGCUUUGGGAAAAUUGAGUGGAAUCCUCGGAAUUUUCCAAAAGAUGAUUGCAUCCAAGGCCAACGAUCAUGAAGGCUUUUAUCUUCUAAAGAACCUUCUUUCCUACUACCCAGCCGCUGAAAUACAGCCCAAUCUUCGUCAGAUCUUUGGAUUGCUUUUCCAGCGAUUGUCUCUCUCGAAAACGCCCAAGUAUAUAAGCGGGAUCAUAGUGUUCUUCAGCUUCUAUGUGAUCAAGUAUAGUGGCGGUCAGCUGGCUCAAUUGAUAGAUGAAAUACAGCCAGGUAUGUUUGGUAUGUUGCUGGAUCGCGUGCUUAUCCCUGAAAUGGGCAAGGUUCCGAAGGAACAGGACCGAAAAAUGGUUGCUGUAGGUGUCACUAAACUCCUCACCGAAACGCCCGAAAUGUUGCAGCAACAGUAUGGUGCUUUCUGGCCACGUCUGCUGCACUCUCUAAUCGAUCUUUUCGAGCGACCACCUGAGAAACUGAAGGGGCUCGAAAUAGGAGAGGCAGCAGGAGUAGCUGAGGAUCCCGAUGCUGGCUAUCAAGUGGCUUUCGCUCAGCUCACUCAUGCUCAACCCAACCAGCAAGAUCAUCUGGCCGAGAUAUCUGAUGCUCGCCAGUUUUUGGCCACCUCGCUCUCCAAGUUCGGUCAGUCGAGGACAGGAGAGUUGCCCACGUUGCUUUCGCCUUUGGAGCCGGAAUACAAGCAAGUGCUGCAGAAAUAUUGUGAUCAAGCUGGUGUACGCAUUGCCUAAAGGAAACAAAUUACUUGGAGCUCUUAUAUCGCAAUCAAACCUCGCCAUACAUUCACAACACUUAUCUUUAUAUACGCAUUCUAUCAAUCAUCGCAUGCCCAGUUUAUUGUCAUUGAAAAAUUGUAUCUAUCUUUUGUAUGUACCUAUGAAUAAGUUGUGUAAACAAUAAAUAGUUAUGUUUUUAAAA
This is a messenger RNA of Drosophila eugracilis, 3293 nucleotides long. RefSeq names its product exportin-2 (gene Cse1). Gene Ontology annotation, molecular function: small GTPase binding; nuclear export signal receptor activity. Gene Ontology annotation, biological process: protein export from nucleus; protein import into nucleus. The record is from RefSeq and is a predicted model, not a curated record. Gene Ontology annotation, cellular component: cytosol; nuclear envelope. The transcript is spliced from 7 exons. The coding region runs from base 179 to 3106 and encodes 975 amino acids. NCBI's taxonomy places the organism in Eukaryota, Metazoa, Arthropoda, Insecta, Diptera, Drosophilidae.